Messenger RNA from Xenopus tropicalis (tropical clawed frog), 1571 nucleotides. It is a transcript of the gene tbxa2r, whose product is annotated as thromboxane A2 receptor. Gene Ontology annotation, biological process: thromboxane A2 signaling pathway; G protein-coupled receptor signaling pathway; signal transduction. Gene Ontology annotation, cellular component: membrane; plasma membrane. The record is from RefSeq and is marked provisional. Gene Ontology annotation, molecular function: G protein-coupled receptor activity; thromboxane receptor activity. The transcript has 3 exons. NCBI's taxonomy places the organism in Eukaryota, Metazoa, Chordata, Amphibia, Anura, Pipidae. Bases 223 to 1338 code for a protein of 371 amino acids.
CUCAAGCUAAUGCCACAAAACUGGAAUAAAAUACGGACUUCAAUAACACCUAGAACACUGCAGGAUAAUUGAAGACAACCCUUCAGGCACUGGUUUCUGAUGCAUAAUUGAUGUGGAUGAAAGACCAGGAUGUUAAGCAACUCGAGUUUUAAUCUUUGCAAGAAUAUCAAGACCUAGACAGUUUUGUAUUUCGCACAUUUUGGAUCUCUAGAAAUUUUCAACAUGUGCUAUGUGAGUGGAAUGAAAGAUGAUCUUUGCCCUGCACAGGGUGUAGAAGAUACCCCUAUUCCUACCACAGUAGGCUCCUGCUUUCGUUAUAUUAACAUGUCUGCUGCAAUAGAAGGAAAAAAACCCAUUACCUCUUUAUGGUUUUCCACAGUUUUUUCAAUCAUCGGUCUCUGCUCCAACCUUUUUGCGUUCUGCGUCUUGGUAAAUGCAUCCAGGAAGAACCAAAGUCGAUCUCGUUCUUCAUUUCUUAUUCUCCUUUGUGGAUUAGUGGUCACAGACUUCAUGGGGCUGCUGGUUACCGGGAUUAUUGUUGUGACCUAUCAUGUUACCCAGUUUGACUGGCAAGUGUUUGAUCAAAACUGUUACCUCUGCAAUUUCUUUGGACUGUCAAUGGUCUUUUAUGGACAGUGUCCUUUAAUUCUUGGUGCUGCCAUGGCUUUAGAACGUUUCUUUGGUAUAAACAAGCCAUUUUCACGUUCAGCUACUGUGUCCAAAAAGAGAGCUUGCGGUAUUGUGCUUAUGGUCUGGUGCUUUGCUUUCUUUCUAGGAUUACUUCCUAUAAUGGGUGUUGGGAAAUAUAGCCUUCAAUAUCCAAAAUCAUGGUGUUUUCUGACUUUGCUACAAGACUCCAAGAACAAAUCAUUUGGAUUGAUAUUUUCAUUUAUUGGAAUCUUCUCCGUCAGUCUCUCUUUCAUCUUGAAUACCAUCAGUGUUGUAACCCUCUGCAGGGUUUACCAUGAUCGUGAGUGUGUACAAAGACGUAGAGACAGUGAAGUGGAAAUGAUGGUCCAAUUGGUGGGAAUCAUGAUAAUUGCCAGUCUUUGCUGGCUUCCUUUACUGAUUUUUAUAGCACAGGCAGUUCUACAACAUCCAAACGGUGAACUGUUAGAAGAUGAAAUCCCGAGAAAUACAGAGAAACUCCUGUUAAUCUACUUACGAAUAGCAACAUGGAAUCAGAUUCUGGAUCCCUGGGUUUACAUUCUAUUCAGAAGAGCUGUGUUAAAAAGAGUUUAUCCUAGUUUAAAAUCUCGACCAUCGAUUGUAUCCCUAUACCCAACCCUCACUGCUUCUUUACGAAGAAAAUAUACACAGGAAUCGGUGAUUCAUUAAAAAAAGCUGUCACUUCCCUCAGUGAACUAAUGAAAAUGUGAGAUGGAAUGUUUUUAUUUGGAAUUGCGUACAUUAUCAAAACUAUUACUUUAAAUAUAUACCAAGAAUAAUACCAUGAAAUUUAUUAAGUUGUUUCUUGAUAAUUUAUGCAUGAUACAUUUUGACGCAAAGGCAGCCUUAGCUGGAAGAAACUGGGAUCAUUUUCUGAGGUGCAAUAAAGCCUAGACAUCAUA